This is a messenger RNA of Fusarium keratoplasticum, 1437 nucleotides long. RefSeq lists its product as uncharacterized. Gene Ontology annotation, molecular function: DNA-binding transcription factor activity, RNA polymerase II-specific; zinc ion binding. Gene Ontology annotation, biological process: regulation of DNA-templated transcription. Bases 1 to 1437 code for a protein of 478 amino acids. NCBI's taxonomy places the organism in Eukaryota, Fungi, Ascomycota, Sordariomycetes, Hypocreales, Nectriaceae. The record is from RefSeq and is a predicted model, not a curated record. The transcript has 2 exons.
AUGGUCUAUCACGGUCGUCCGUCCAAAUGUUGCUUGCCCUGCAGGAGGAGGAAGAUCCGGGCUAAUGUUGCCCACACCACGCAGUGCGAUCUGAAUCCUUUGGGCUGCAACCAGUGCCGCAGAGCCAAGCUCGCCUGCCAUGGGUACCGCAACCUGGAAGAGCUGGCUAUCCGUGAUGAGACACGUAGCACGACCCAAAAGGUCUUGGCCCGCCAUGCAUCCGCGCGGCUCACCACCAAUCCCCAACUUUCCUGGGACAUGGUAUCUCGGAACGCCUUCCUUUGCCUUUACAUUGAUCGCUACUCCUACGGCUUUGACGCCUUAGCUCCUCUCCUGGCCACGGCCCCCGCUUCCGGACACCUGCAGGCCAGUGUCGGUGCUGUCGGCUUGGCCUUUAUGGCUCACCAUGUGAACCGUCCAGACCUAAUGCCACUGGCCAACCGGCAAUAUUUGGUUGCCAUCCGGGCAGUCAGAGGAAUGAUUCGCUUCUCGCAGGAGCUGGCCAGCAACGGGACCCCCAAGCCCGUCAGCGACGAGACCCUGCAAUCAGUGCUCCUCCUUGACCUCUAUGAGAAGCUGACAAUGUGUCAUCAAUGGCCAGGGCUUCCGGGCUCCUGGCUGAGCCACCUCCAGGGCGCUCUAGGUGUGAUACAGGCCCGCCCGAGCACCGACUUCCGCAAUCCGACCACUUGUCAGCUUGCCGGUCGGACCGUGAUAGCUCUAACUAUCAGUUGUGGUGCAGCUGGUGUGCCCAUCCCGGAAGCCCUACAAGCGGUUCGCCAAGGUCUAGAUUGCUACAUUCGGAACUCAAAAUGGACAUUUAUCGGCCUGUUGAUGACCAUUGUCAAUCUUCGUGCCCGCAUGCGGAGCGCCGUGUUAAGAGUGGACGACAUGCUCAUACGGGCGUAUGAGCUGCAGGACCAACUCGCCCUUGCAGAGAGCAAGAUUCCACGCUCCUGGAGGCCACACCGGGUAACUUCUCACCAAAAGUCUAUCUUGGACAACUACUACGAUGUUUAUCCCAGCCACUAUGCGACCCAGGUCUUCAACGCCUUCCGGAUCCUGCGUCUGGAGAUGUGUGGGAUAAUUCGGAACCUCCAUCCCAGCAGCUCGGUUGAGAAGACGAUUGACCAAGUAACACGGGACAUUUGCGCAGCCGUGCCCCAGUUCAUACUUCCGGAAGCGAGAUCUGGGAACGCGAUGCCAUUUUCGCCGCUGCAGAUGUUGGAAUGCCGCGGCAUAUUGACCGCUCUUUACGCAGCUGGACAAAUUACGACGGAUAUGCAUUUGCGAGAGUGGAUCUUGCAGUGUCUGGCGGACAUGGCUGAUAAUGGCGUCAAGGCGGCCCGAGAUGUAGGCCACAUUUUGGCGUUUACGCCCGAGUUGGAGCACUGGACUGUCUUUACCAUGGUCGGGAGUUGCGGUAUUACCGCCUGA